Molecule: messenger RNA, 1113 nt
Organism: Eimeria necatrix
Lineage: Eukaryota; Apicomplexa; Conoidasida; Eucoccidiorida; Eimeriidae
Exons: 1
Coding region: 1-1113 (370 amino acids)
Biological process (GO): DNA integration
Molecular function (GO): nucleic acid binding
Source: RefSeq, a predicted model, not a curated record
AUGCAUCAUGAUCACGUCACCGCCGGGCAUAGGGGCCAAAAGAAGACCUACAAGGCCCUCAGCAAGCGUUACUAUUGGCCCGGCAUGCGUACUUACACCAACGCGUACGUGGAGUCCUGCACGCAGUGUCGCGCAGCCAAAUCACUUAAUCAAAAACCUGCCGGCCUCUUACAACAGCUGCUUAUUCCCUCGCGCAGGUGGAGCCAUGUCAGUCUAGAUUUCAUCACCGACUUACCCCUCACCUCCUCUGGGCACGACGCAAUUCUGGUCGUUGUUGAUUCUCUCAGCAAGAUGGCGCACUUUAUUCCGGCCAAGAAGUCCCUCACAGCCGCUGACACUGUAGAGCUCCUUGCUGACCGCCUCAUCCGUUACCACGGCUUUCCCGAAGUCCUCAUUUCCGACAGGGAUCCACGUUUCCAAUCUGAAGUUUGGUCGCAACUAUGCUCGCGUUUUAAUAUUACCCGGGCGAUGUCCUCUUCUUACCAUCCGCAGACGGAUGGCCAGACCGAGCGAGUUAACCGCACCCUUGAACAGAUGCUCCGCACGUACAUCCAGGCAGACGAGAGGGAGUGGGAAGGCCUGCUGCCUGCUUUGGAGCUGGCGUAUAACACCACCAGUCAUUCCUCUACUGAGCUUUCCCCUUUCGAAAUCAUGAUUGGGGAGAAUCCCCUAACCGCUGCGGAUCUAGAAAUUGUUGGUGCUUUGGCUCCUACGCUCACUCCCCCUAUGACGAAACUCUUCCAGCGCCUCUGUGACCGCGCGCGGAGUCACAUCCUGCAGGCAAAGUGGCGUCAGAAAUACUACGCCGACGCUCGCCGUAGGGCUGUGGAAUAUAAGGUGGGCGACCAAGUCUGGCUUAGUGCCAAACACUUGCCUGCUCUUAACCAUUGUUCUAAGUUUGAACCCCGAUACCGGGGGCCCUUCACUGUGACUGAACGCAUUGGCACGGUCGCUUACCGUCUUGCUCUGCCCCCCACAUACGAGGGACACAAUGUUUUCCAUGUUUCACUAUUGGUUCCCCAUCACCCCCGUGAUCCCGCUUUGGUUCCACGCGAAGCUCCAGUGGGCUGGCCUCCAACACGCGACGACGCCGGCAACCCUACGGACCAGUAA